AUGUCUGUUAGAAGCAUGUUUCUUCCUCAAUGGCAUGAGCGACGGAAAAUGUACUACUGGGUGGGGACUUUUUUGUGCGUGUUAGGUCUACUUGUGUUGACUGUCCUGUUGCUCAGAAAUAUGCUGCAUUCCCAGAAGGCGGUGCCCUCCUUCAUUGGCGGCUACUGCGCCAUAUUCGCCACGAUACUCUCCUUCUUCCAAAUUCUGGAACACCUGACCUGCUUUUCCGAUCCGGAGUGUCAGACAAAAAUUGUGCGUAUCCUCUUUAUGGUACCUCUCUACGCCAUGAUUUCAUGGAUAUGCAUAAUUGCCCCCAGCGCCGCUGAGUACCUCAACCUGAUUCGUGAUGCUUACGAGAGUUAUGCCAUUUACGCCUUCUUUCAGUUGAUGAUAGCGCUUAUGGGGGGCAUGGAUACCGUCUACCGCGCUCUCAUGCUGGAGGAACGACCCCCUAUAAAGCACUUCUUUCCGUUCUGUUGGAUGGAGCCAGUGAAGGUCUCACCAACGUUUGUGCGGAAUUGUCGUUUAUGUCUUUUUCAAUUUAUGGUGGUGAAGCCGCUUGUAACGGUGGUGGUCAUAAUUUUAACGGCCAAGAAUGAGAUGGGCAGCAUUUUAGAUGUGGGCAAAGGAUACUUUUGGACAACAUUAGUGUAUAACAUAUCCAUAACGGUGGCGUUUACUGCUUUAGUUUACUUUUACACAGGGCUAAAAGAGUUUAUGGAGGGGACAGAUGCCUUCAUGAAGUUUCUAUGUGUCAAGGUGGUUAUAUUCCUCUCAUUUUGGCAAGGCAUACUCAUUCAAUUGCUCUCCGCCACACACGUUUUGCCUCAAUUUCAGUAUUGGUCAGAGGAACGCGUGCCACAGGGCCUGCAAGACCUGUUGGUGUGUAUUGAGAUGAUGUUCGUGGCGUUUGCGCAUCGUUACUGCUUCGGAACUGACGCCUACGCCCCGGACGCCGUGGUCGUGGAGGUGGAGCCUGGCCACGACAACGCUGAGGACGCCGGUGGGGUUUUCCCACAGCGGAAUAUUCCACAAAUUCGGUACAGCGUGUUAGAAAAUCUCAAGUACACGCUGAGGCAUGAGGAUAUCAUGUACGAUUUGAAAGCCAUCCUGCAUAACCGCUAA
This is a messenger RNA of Trypanosoma rangeli, 1125 nucleotides long. RefSeq names its product f2o10.10 protein-like protein. Bases 1 to 1125 code for a protein of 374 amino acids. The record is from RefSeq and is a predicted model, not a curated record. Gene Ontology annotation, biological process: transport. Gene Ontology annotation, molecular function: transporter activity. The transcript has a single exon. NCBI's taxonomy places the organism in Eukaryota, Euglenozoa, Kinetoplastea, Trypanosomatida, Trypanosomatidae.